CCGGAGCCCGAAGCCCAAUGGAGAGCGCCCGUUCCUCCCCUCUGCUCCCUGAUUGGCCGCGAGCGCUCUUGGCUUUGCCUUAUUAACAAGUCCUGCUGGGAGCCACGACUGGCCAGUGCCCAAAGCCCGGAGAACGAGAGCGGCGGAGCCUCGGAAGCCUGGCAUUCGGGGAAAGCGAGCGGAAGAGAGGGUGGGGGCCGCAGAGCCGGGACCUUUCGAAGAGGAGAGCUGCCCACGCGCCCUUCCCGGAACCCAUGAUCCGUGGCCGCCGCUGCUGCGUCUCGAGGCUGGAGGGAACAUCGGCUCUGUAUGGCCCCGGCUGUUGAUAUGACUUCUUUACAAAUCGGUGUCAAGAUCGAGGAGUCUCCCGCGUCCGCUUUCAGCAAGCCCGGCGGGGGCGGCGGCGGCGGCGGCGGCGCGGGAGGCGGUGGGGGCGCCUCGGCGGCCGCGAUGGGGGGAGAGGACGAGGGCGAGAAGCCCAAAGUGCCCCCUUCCCUGCUGCCUUUCAGCGUGGAGGCGCUCAUGGCUGACCACAGGAAGCCCGGGCUCAAAGACGCCCUCCCCGGGCCCGACGGGCCCCAGGCAGCAGGAACUUCGGCUCAGUCCCUGGGCACCAGGGUCGGCUCCUUGAGCGCCGGGGCUGCCCCAGAAACGCCGGCCUCCCCGCUCUCUCUCAACAGCCAUUUUUCGGUGGGAGGGCUCCUAAAACUGCCGGAAGAUGCACUUGUCAAAUCCGAAAGCCCCGAGAAGCAGGAGAGGACGCCGUGGAUGCAGAGUUCCAGAUUUUCCCCGCCUCCCCCGAGGAGACUCAGUCCUCCGGCCUGCACGCUUCGCAAGCACAAGACCAACAGAAAACCUCGGACUCCCUUCACCACGGCGCAGCUGCUGGCCCUGGAGAGGAAGUUCCGGCAGAAGCAGUAUCUGUCCAUCGCCGAGCGCGCCGAGUUCUCCAGCUCUCUGAGCCUCACCGAGACCCAGGUGAAGAUCUGGUUUCAGAACCGCCGCGCCAAGGCCAAGAGACUGCAAGAGGCGGAGCUGGAGAAGCUGAAGAUGGCAGCCAAGCCCAUGCUGCCCCCCGCGGCUUUCGGCAUCUCCUUCCCCCUGGGAGGCCCGGCAGCUGUGGCCGCGGGCGCCUCUCUCUACGGCGCUUCCAGCCCCUUCCAGCGGGCCGGGCUGCCUGUGGCGCCAGUGGGACUGUACACGGCGCACGUGGGAUACAGCAUGUACCAUCUGACAUAAGGGAGGGGCGGAGGAAGAGGGGACUGAUCCCCCCCGGACCUCGAGCGGCCCUCAGCCAGGCGGCAGCAAGAGCCCUUGGAGGCCCCCCCGGAGGCGCCGCUUCCAGGUUUCCCCUCUCUCUCCCCUAACCCGCAUCCCCCCUCCCCACUUUACCACAAGUGGCCGGAGCGAUCCAUUCCCUUAUCUCUUUGAUCUUUUUGAAUCUCCCAAGACCUUGACAUUCUCUUUCCCAGUCUUCUCUUCUCCUCCAGAAUGCUAAAGCUCUGGGAGGGAACCUAGCCAGCUUCCAGCUCAGCCCCUUCAUUUUCCAGAUGGGGGUGGGGUGGGGGUGGAGGGGAGAAGGUGAAUUUCAUCCUCAGAAGAGGAAUUGAGAGGCCGGGUGUCUGUGAGAGAGAUGUUUCCCAAGUUAGAGACUUUGGUAGAGGAGUUAAAAAGUUGGAAUCCUGGGCAAAUUUUGCUUUGGAGGAAAAACUAGUGCAUCAUAGAUAAAUGGUAAAGGCCGGAUGAAAGGGAUCUCUUUCCUACCAACAUAUGAAUCAUUUCCACUUUCUAUUAAACAACACCACUUGUCUCUUUCCCAAAUAGUCCCUUUGGAAGGGACUCUAUGUACUAUGUAAUAUAAUGUAUAUUUGAAAUUUUAUUAUCAUUUAUAUUAUAGCUAUAUUUGUUAAAUAAAUUAAUUUUAAGCUACA
This is a messenger RNA of Antechinus flavipes (yellow-footed antechinus), 1931 nucleotides long. It is a transcript of the gene MSX1, whose product is annotated as msh homeobox 1. The transcript is spliced from 2 exons. Gene Ontology annotation, molecular function: RNA polymerase II transcription regulatory region sequence-specific DNA binding; DNA-binding transcription factor activity, RNA polymerase II-specific. Gene Ontology annotation, biological process: embryonic morphogenesis; regulation of transcription by RNA polymerase II. Bases 310 to 1239 code for a protein of 309 amino acids. Gene Ontology annotation, cellular component: nucleus. NCBI's taxonomy places the organism in Eukaryota, Metazoa, Chordata, Mammalia, Dasyuromorphia, Dasyuridae. The record is from RefSeq and is a predicted model, not a curated record.